AUGGCGGAGUACGAAUCUGCUAGCUGGGCCAUCUUCAAGUUUCUCUCUCUGGGAUUUGUCAUUGCUUUCGGGAGUGCGGGAAACACUUUGGCCAUUUAUGCAUUCUGUAGAAGCGUACGUCUCAGACGAUCUCCUUACGUCCUCAUGGUUGGUUUCGUUUCUUUAGAUCUGAUUCGCGUCUGUGUAUGUUUCCCUGUCAUAUUUGUUACCGUCCUGGUACAAAGAUUUCAAUGGAAGUACACCAGUGAUCUGUGUCAACUGAUGGCAUUCACUAAUUUAUUCUGUGUAUUCGGUAAUUCUCUUAUCAUGCUAGCCAUAGCUGUGGAUAGAUACGUAGAAACUAAGUUUCAUCUGUUUCAUCGAAGGAAACUAGGUCAUGUUCUUGGACCCGCUUUCCUGCUUCUAGUUUGGGGUCUAGCUUUUCUCUUCUGUUAUCCCGCUGUUUAUGGAAUACCUGCAUUACCAGAAAUACCAUUAGAAGAUCAUUGUACCUUCCCCCAUUAUUACUACACUGAUGAUACUGACAUUCUGGGGCUGUUGUUUAGUCUCUUGAUUGUGAUCUUUCUGACAAACUUUAUAUAUUGCAAACUUUUUAUAUAUCUUAGACACAGGAGAAGAAUGAGACCUAUUAAAUACGAACCUGCUACGAGUGAAAAUUGGUCUUUUGGGGAUGGUGCCGUUGCAUUUCGUCUGCGACAGAGAUGGUUAGCCGCUUCCUUAUCAACGUCUUCCGGUAACAGAGAUAUUCGUCAUUUCCGUUUAGCAUGGAGAAAUCAUUUACCUAGAAGAAACACAAGAGAUCUAUUUUUNGUAGAAUGA
Molecule: messenger RNA, 819 nt
Organism: Centruroides sculpturatus (bark scorpion)
Lineage: Eukaryota; Metazoa; Arthropoda; Arachnida; Scorpiones; Buthidae
Product: probable G protein-coupled receptor 85
Exons: 2
Coding region: 1-819 (272 amino acids)
Biological process (GO): G protein-coupled receptor signaling pathway
Cellular component (GO): plasma membrane
Molecular function (GO): G protein-coupled receptor activity
Source: RefSeq, a predicted model, not a curated record